AAACAGAAUAUGCUAGAAUAAGAAGAGAUCUCAAUUCAAGCAAACUCAACCGCAACAACUUGUUCACAAACAAGUGCAUCAAAGCUAAAAAAUGCCGCUUUUUGGUUGGAUGAAAUGGUCAAAAAAUGAGUCCUACAAAUCUGCACAAUAUCCUGGCUCAGAAGUAGUGACCAAGACCUUGCUGAGGGAAUUGAAAUGGCACCUGAAAGAGCGUGAAAGAUUAGUACAAGAGAUUGAAAAUGAACAAAAAGUCCAGAAAAAUGGUGUGGAUUACAACUGGUUGAAGAACUACCAAAAUCCACAAGCCACAAUCCCAGCUACUGAACAAAGGCAGCUUGAAGUCCUUUGUUCACAAAUUCAACCUUGCCAAACUGGAACUGUUCUUAGCAGAUUUCGUGAAGUUUUGGCAGAAAAUGAUGUCUUACCUUGGGAAAUAGUCUACAUAUUCAAGCAAGUUUUAAAAGAUUUUCUAACUACUAUUGAGAAGGAAAACCAACAAGACCAACUAGUAGAUGUAUGGAAUACAAAUUGCUCUGAACACUUCACAGUGCCUGGUGACAGCUCUAACAAAUCGGACAAAGAUGAAAUUCCCACAGUCUCAAGUUACGUUGACAAAAAUACACAGAGCAUGUUUCCCACUUUUUCUCACCGAAUCUGGAAUCUUCCAUAUUACUAUCCAUCAAGUUAAAAUUUUUCUUCAGUUAUCUGAAUUCCCUUUUAU
This is a messenger RNA of Mauremys reevesii (Reeves's turtle), 721 nucleotides long. RefSeq names its product RD3 like (gene RD3L). NCBI's taxonomy places the organism in Eukaryota, Metazoa, Chordata, Testudines, Geoemydidae. Bases 92 to 688 code for a protein of 198 amino acids. The record is from RefSeq and is a predicted model, not a curated record. The transcript is spliced from 3 exons.